GGAAAACAGAUCUAUAGCUCAACUAUCACAGGUCCCAAUCCAGUGAACUAGUUGAACGCUUGCCCCCCACCCCUUCAUAUCUAGCACAUUCUCCAAUACAAUAAAUUACACUAUUUCUCUCCCAUUUUACUCUUUCCUCUUCCAUUUCUAGUUAUCCCCAAAAUUAGACCUUAGCUGCAACUCCUGCAAUGGAUCCCACUCUCAAAAAGCAACCUAAACCUACCCCUUUCUCCGCCACCACAAACUCCAAGCCCCACCCCCCACCAGAUCCCACCCCAACUAUCCAAAACAUCUCUUCUCACUUCUCCAAGCUUUAUGCAAAUCACAAAAUCCUCAAAUCUGGCCAUAGACAUCCACCUCCUGUUGACACUCAUUUACAGGCUAAAACUCUGGCUGUUGCUUCCUCUGCUUUUGAUUCUUCAUGCUCUGCUUUGACCAAGUCAAAAAGCCAACAUGGGAGGAGAUAUGUGCAGAAGGAUGUUGAUAAAGCUAUUGUCUUGCAAGAAAAAGGUGAAAUCAAGAAAAUACCCAAUAAGGAGAAGGAGUUGAAGAAAGAGGUGGAUGUGAAAAGGGCAUUAGCUCUGUUAUCCAAGGACCAAGAUAGUGAACAGUUGAAGGGGUUUCAACAAAGGCCAUCUUUUUCCUUGUCUUUGAAUGGUGGAGGCAGGAGGAAAUCAUUCGGUUGCUCACAGACUGAGUUAGCUGAUUUCUUUUCUUGUAGUGGUGUGAAAGUUGUGUCUGUUGAUAUGCCACCCUUUAUGCAGAUUCAUGCUGUGGAUUUUGCAAGAAAAGCUCAUGAUAGCUUGGAAAAGUUCUCCUCUAAAUCACUUGGAUUUUCCCUAAAAAAGGAGUUUGAUGGGGUCUAUGGACCAGCAUGGCACUGUAUAGUAGGGACCAGUUUUGGCUCUUUUGUCACACAUUCAGUAGGUGGUUUCAUAUAUUUCUCCAUGGAUCACAAGCUAUAUGUACUCCUUUUCAAGACUACUGUACAAAAAGCAGAAUCAAGUUGAAAUCUUGAGGUGAAAUGAAAUUCCUUUUAGCAUAGGGAAAUUUUUGCGAAAAAAAGUUUGCUAUCUCUGUCUGUGUAGUUUUGUACAUCAGCUUUGAUUUAAAAAAAAAAGCAAUGGUAGUUCUAUAGUUCCUUUAACUGUGCCCUCUCUAAAGAGGGAAGUGUAGUGUAUUGAUCAUUGGCAUAUUUGAGUAACAAAUUGUAUACUGUUACAUUUUGUCCUCUGGCGCAGAAAGUAGAUAAAAUUAUUUAAUGGUGGUGUCCAUGAUGGAGUGAUUGACAGUACUAGUAAAUGGACCAUCAAUGGAAGUUAUGAGGA
Solanum tuberosum (potato) is the source of this 1328-nucleotide messenger RNA. RefSeq lists its product as uncharacterized. Gene Ontology annotation, biological process: microtubule-based process. Lineage: Eukaryota; Viridiplantae; Streptophyta; Magnoliopsida; Solanales; Solanaceae. Bases 189 to 1010 code for a protein of 273 amino acids. The transcript has 2 exons. The record is from RefSeq and is a predicted model, not a curated record. Gene Ontology annotation, cellular component: cytoplasmic dynein complex. Gene Ontology annotation, molecular function: dynein intermediate chain binding.